AUGAGGCUCUCCGUCUUAUUUGGGAUCGUUUUGUUGGUGACAGACGUCGGCUAUUGUCUGUUUCCACGACUUCCUGGAGCAAGAGGACCAGCAGGAGAACGAGGUCCAAUGGGACUACCAGGACCAAGAGGACCAGUUGGUUUAAUGGGCCCACGAGGACCAGCAGGAGAAACAGGACCACCUGGAGAAUCUCUCCCAGGACCAAUGGGAUUCCCCGGCCUACCGGGGCCACCUGGACUAACAGGUCCAAUGGGGCCACCAGGAUCAGCUGGACUGCCAGGACCGACAGGAAAGACAGGACAGGUCGGACCGCCUGGACCGUCUGAAAUAGGACCGCCGGGACCAGCUGGACCACGAGGAGCACCGGGGAAAACGGGCCCGGCUGGACCACGAGGACCACCUGGAGAGCCAGGGGUCAACUGCAGUUGUCCUGACAUCAAGGCCAUACAGCAGCAACUGACCAAGUUAGAGCUGGCUAUAACUUACAGCUUCGUCCGAAAGGUCGGCGAGAAAUACUUUGUGUCCAACAAGGUGAGAGACCCUUUUGAGAAGGCGGUGAAGUUCUGCUCCCAGCGAGGGCUGGAGUUGGCUCUACCUCAGAGCGACGAGGAAAACAACGCGCUGGCCGAAGUGUUCGACGCAUACAGGACCGUCUGGAUCAACGUCAACAGGAAAAAAGCACAGGGAAAUUUCACUCUUGACGCAAAUAAUCGACCUCUGACCUUCUCCAAAUGGGGAGCCGGGCAGCCAGACGCGUCCGUCCAGGAUGUGGGCUGCACCAUGGUGUCAGAGGACGGCUUCUGGGAAGUGACGAAGGAAUGCUUCCUGAACGCUUACAUCGUUUGUCAGUUCUGAUGGGCUCGAGUGUGUCAAAGUAGACUUCUCUCUGGGUUUUUGACAAUCAUGUC
Molecule: messenger RNA, 908 nt
Organism: Poeciliopsis prolifica (blackstripe livebearer)
Lineage: Eukaryota; Metazoa; Chordata; Actinopteri; Cyprinodontiformes; Poeciliidae
Product: pulmonary surfactant-associated protein D-like
Exons: 7
Coding region: 1-855 (284 amino acids)
Source: RefSeq, a predicted model, not a curated record